AAAGGUCCUCUAGUGAGCCCCGACAACAAAACAGCACCUUCCCCUCACACUGCUCACACUGCUCAUAUCUUUAUAGGAGGAGAAAAGCCUAUUUCAAUGAUGUCAACAGAAUGUGUUCAGCCGCUUGAUAUCCCAGCUGACAGACUGGACAAGCAAGAUUCACAGCGUGACCAUUUAGAAGAUCUUUCAGAGCAGCUGAUAAAGAGCUGUGACCUCAAAAAUAAACCAAGAAAAGGUAAAACUCUCACAGCCUCCCAGAAGACUGAACAGGAGCAAAAGAAGCCAAAGAGAAAAGAUACACCGGCUUUGCACACUCCACCUCUUCUAACAGGCAUAGUUUCAGACUCGUCUGAAAAUCUGCUGAAAAGGUAUGAUAUCACAGAGAAGUCACAGAGAGAGAGAGUGACUCCAGUCUCUCAAAUUACUGAACUGGAGCAGAAAAAGCCCAGAAGAAAAGAUACGCCUGCAAUACACAUCCCACCUUUGAUAAUUGGCACUAAGCUGUUUACAGAAGAACAAACAGUGAUUAUAGAAGAUGAAGAAAAGGAUGGAGACAUAAUCCGCAGUUAGAUUACAGUGAUAUUUCAAUAAUACAGUGUAAAUAAUCAUGGGUCAUUCAAAGUGGCAGCACAUUAAAAAAGAUCUUUCACCUUUAUAAAUAAUUUUCUCAGUUGUACACUCAAAUUUAAACUACCAUCAAGUGCUUAUCUGCUUAUUUGCAUCUCAUAAUUCCCAGCAAGAAUCAUUGGACAUGAAUGGCAGAAACUUCAGUUACACAGGGUUUGAAAGAUUCUGUCAGUUUACUACAAAUGGCUUCCUAGCAUUUUUGUUAAUGAGGAAUCCACCUCACAUCAGAUCUAGUUUUGUGCAGUGUAGUACUCAUACAGUACCUGGCACUAGAAGUGGUAAUGCAGAGUAGUAAAACAUCAGCUAGUGAUGCAAAAUACAUUUUUUGCCUGACACUUGACUUCAUUUGUCCAGCUUUCCUUUCCUGGAAUAGCACUGACCACAGUGAAAAUUCCCAUGUGCAGACCCGAUGGGGUUGAUGGAGAAGGUGAAAGGGCCAGGAUUCAAUUCCAGAGUCCCUGAAAUGCAUGGUAAAAAUUUCCUUUGCCUGUAUCUGCUCAUGAUUUUUGUCUGUAAGGAGGAAAAUACAAACUUCCUGUAGAAUUAAAAUUACACCUAAGGGCUCUCAGUGUUGGCAGACACGUCAAAUAGGAUGGAGGGCAGAGAUGUCAGAGAAGUGCAAUGCCUGCCUGUUACACCAGUGUAAGCAAUUGUCUCCACCAGCUUGGUGAAAGAUAAAAUUGUUGGAUAGUUG
Vidua chalybeata is the source of this 1321-nucleotide messenger RNA. RefSeq names its product protein phosphatase 1 regulatory subunit 17 (gene PPP1R17). The record is from RefSeq and is a predicted model, not a curated record. Gene Ontology annotation, biological process: regulation of phosphatase activity. Lineage: Eukaryota; Metazoa; Chordata; Aves; Passeriformes; Viduidae. Gene Ontology annotation, molecular function: protein phosphatase inhibitor activity. The transcript has 5 exons. Bases 97 to 570 code for a protein of 157 amino acids.